AUGGAGAGAAAUGAUGAAAAAUUAGCAAUGUCAAAUUAUGAAGAAAAAGAUAAAAAAACAAUCCGGAUUGUUUUUUUUUCACUUAUUAUUGACUUGUUGGCGUUUACUAUGAUUUUGCCGCUACUCCCGGCUCUGCUGGACUAUUACAAGGAAACUGAUGAUAACGGACUGUAUUCUUGGAUUUUGAGAAAUGUCAAAGGCAUUCAGGAAAUUCUUAAAGCACCUGAUAGGUUCAGCAGUGUUUUAUUUGGAGGAUUCUUAGGGUCAAUGUACUCAUUCUUGCAAUUCCUAUGCAUGCCAAUAGUAGGAGCGUUAUCAGACGUGUACGGUCGAAAGCCUAUGAUGAUCAUCUGCUUGACUGGAAUUUCCUUGUCGUACUUACUCUGGGCAAUUUCAAACAACUUCAUCAUCUUCGUCCUGGCGAGAUUCGUCGGAGGAGUCAGCAAGGGUAACAUCAGCUUGUCCAUGGCGAUCAUUACCGACGUGACGACUCCUAAGACUCGGGGAAAAUCAAUGGCGCUAGUGGGAAUAGCUUUCUCCAUAGGAUUCAUAAUUGGACCAAUGAUCGGAGUGAUCUUCACUAAAAUAAGCACCAGUGAAGGCUACUGGUACAUUUAUCCAGCUAUGUUUGCCUUUUUUUUGUCACUAGUCGACUUAAUUUAUGUCAUCAAUUCCUUUGAAGAGACUCUUUCGGUUAAAAGACGCGCUAAAUCUCUGGCUAGAGGUAUCAGUGGCGCGUUUAUUUACAUCAAUCCUGUAGAUUUGUUUUUAUUUAAUGGCGUAGCUGGUCUUGCGCCUUCAGAGCUGAAAAAUUUGAGGACAUUAGGAGCCAGUUAUUUUUUGUACUUGUUUAUUUACAGUGGACUGGAAUUCACUCUAACAUUUUUAACUCAUCAUUUUUUUGGAUUCACCAGUAUGCAGCAGGGAUACAUGUUCCUGGUGAUCGGGAUUACUAUGGCAUUGCUUCAGGGAUCUUAUGUUAGGCGUAUUCCUGCUGGCAAAACCAAAUUUUACAGUGAAUUGGGACUUUGGCUAGUUAUACCCGCAUUUAUUUUUAUAGGGGUAGCUAACAGUAUUACUACACUUUAUAUUGGCAUUAUUAUUUUCUCACUUUCAACAGCAUUUGCAGUGACAUGUAUGAUGACUAUAGUCUCAAAAAUAGGACCAGAAAAUCAAAAAGGAACAAUUACUGGUAUUUUUCGGUCUUUAGGAGCAUUAGCUCGAAGUUGUGGUCCAAUUGUUGCAUCACUAGCAUAUUGGAGUAUCGGUAGUGCAUCAACAUACUUAAUCGGUGCAUUUGUCCUCAUCUUUCCACCACUAAUACUCAGAAAAGUUGCUGUUUAACAGCAACUACCCA
Molecule: messenger RNA, 1357 nt
Organism: Cotesia congregata
Lineage: Eukaryota; Metazoa; Arthropoda; Insecta; Hymenoptera; Braconidae
Source: the annotation of a GenBank genome assembly